This is a messenger RNA of Protopolystoma xenopodis, 798 nucleotides long. NCBI's taxonomy places the organism in Eukaryota, Metazoa, Platyhelminthes, Monogenea, Polystomatidea, Polystomatidae. The record is from the annotation of a GenBank genome assembly.
AUGCUGUUAGAUUUGAUUUACCGUGAACCCCCUUGUGGUGAGCCUGAUUCACGACCUUGGUUCGUUUCACGAGUGCACUACAUGUACUUCGCCUUGAUCUCCUUCUCAACCAGUGGCAUUAUCAUGAUUGUCAUAUCCAUCAUCUGCUCCUUCCAGCAUAAAAGGUUGUCGUUUUUUCGGAAGCGAUCUGGUGAAGAAGAGCCUCGCCAUGCUUGUGAGCAUGAGGAACAGGAGGCGCUGACCAGACUGACAUAUUGGGGCGUCUGGCGACGUCAUCGGCAUUCUGAGCAUUCAAGCAUUCAGCUGGUUGGAGUUACGGCUAUCGACGGCAAGUCAGAUGAGGCGAAGAUGGACGACCUGACGGAUACGAGCUGUACCAGAAUGAAGUUAGCUGAGCUGCAAGCACGAAGCUCCUCCUUGCAGGCAUGCGAAAAUAUCGCUGCACAAGAUUGUAAACAGGAGAAAGAACUGAUGACGACGGUGGAAGCAAAUCACAUAGGCGAUAAAGUGGUCGUUGCUAGGGGUGCUACAGAUUCGGGUGCAAAACCUUCCGCCAACCAUCGUCACAUCACUUUCGAGACUUGCCCAAGUGUUCCCGAGGCGUUUAGCGCGGCUAAUGCAAGUGGGGGAGAUACAAAGAAUUUCCUAUUCAAUGGAAAGUUUCAGCCUGAGUUAAGUCAAGAGGAAAGCGACUCGUGGACGCCAGUUGGUGCAAUGGCGGAGACCUGGCGUCGGAUAGUCAACGGCGCCUUAAAAACCGGUGGCGUUUCUUUCAGCAAUCCGCUUGAAGGUAAAUAA